CUAUUCACAACCAUAAGUGUGUAUCACUACGCAUCUCCACAUCGCCAUUUGUGACGACUCUGUAUUUGGACGACAUUUCUUCUGCAAUCUAAAGCAUCCGUCGGCAAACUCGACUUAUUGACCAAAAGCGACGAUCAACUCCGUCUCAUGUCGUCCUCGAUCGAGAAUCUCAAAACAUUUGACCCCUUUGCUGAUGCAAGUAAGUCUGAGGAAGGCAGUGGGCAGGACUCGCUGAUUCACAUAAGAAUACAGCAGCGCAAUGGUCGCAAAACCCUGACCACUGUGCAGGGCAUCAGUGAGGACUACGACCUGAAGAAGAUUGUCAAGGCUUUCAAGAAGGAGUUUGCAUGCAAUGGUACAGUUGUGGAGCAUCCUGAAUACGGUGAAGUGAUCCAGCUCCAGGGAGACCAGCGCAACAAAGUGUGUGACCUUCUCGUCAACUGGAAGCUGGCAACAGCCGGCAACCUCAAGGUCCACGGGUUCUAGAGCAGCACGUCGCCCCUCCGCGCUGGUGUUCAUGGUCUUGAGUGACCAGGCACAGUUUUACACUUAGAGCUUUAGAGUUUAGGGCAGGAGAAGCAGUCUAGCAUGACGUUAUAAACUUAGCCAGCAGACUCUCACAUGUAUUGGAUCUGAACCAACAAUUCAAUGGUUUUACAGCAGCAAGGAAGUUAGCCAGAGCUGGAGGGAUGGAAGGGGUGACAUGAAGGGAGAAAUGCAUCGUGUAGAAAGGUAGCAUCAUGACUUAACCAUAAUUUGUUGGCUAGCCACAGUCCAGUGGUUUGAAUCUGGUAGAGAAAGUACAGUAGCUUGGUAAAUACUGCCUGGACAGAAUUAGCUCUUGUCCAUAUGUGCAAACCUGAUGUAUGUUGUAAUCAGUACAUGUAGACAAGGGCUGCGUAUGUUGAGAUAAUGUUUAUCAAGUUAGUGAGUGUCUGAUACAUUUGGAACGGUAACUUAUAAAUGUAAGUAUCAGUGUUAAUCUUCCCGCAAUUUAUUUCCACCUGUUGUUUUGCUGUGUACUAAUUUCCUGCAUUGUAUGAAUAAAUUUCACACCAAA
Messenger RNA from Branchiostoma belcheri (Belcher's lancelet), 1060 nucleotides. RefSeq names its product eukaryotic translation initiation factor 1-like. The record is from RefSeq and is a predicted model, not a curated record. Gene Ontology annotation, biological process: translational initiation. The coding region runs from base 148 to 486 and encodes 112 amino acids. Gene Ontology annotation, cellular component: eukaryotic 43S preinitiation complex. The transcript is spliced from 3 exons. NCBI's taxonomy places the organism in Eukaryota, Metazoa, Chordata, Leptocardii, Amphioxiformes, Branchiostomatidae. Gene Ontology annotation, molecular function: ribosomal small subunit binding; RNA binding; translation initiation factor activity.